This is a messenger RNA of Aspergillus niger, 288 nucleotides long. RefSeq lists its product as hypothetical. Bases 1 to 288 code for a protein of 95 amino acids. The record is from RefSeq and is a predicted model, not a curated record. The transcript has 2 exons. NCBI's taxonomy places the organism in Eukaryota, Fungi, Ascomycota, Eurotiomycetes, Eurotiales, Aspergillaceae.
AUGCCUGAUUUAUCCUUCGUAAUACUGGCUUCUAAGGGUGCCCCAGGCACCAGAUCCAUAGCCAUAUUGAGCACGGCUUCUGCUUAUGAGGUAGAGGACUUGUUGCGCGACGUUCAAAGGCGACUGAAUUUCCAGGCCUUAGAAGAACUGAACAACGAGAAUAUUGGUAUGAAUCAGCUCUGGGAGGUCGAGUUGUUUGACACCCGAAGGAAUGGUGCUACAUGGAUUAUUUGUUCUACUACAGCCCACAAUUGGAAAUACUUUGAUCUCGCCGAGAUCCCAGCCUGA